AUGGAUUUUGUUGUAAAAGAUGAGAAGAAACACGACCAGGUUCUCGAAGAAACGACCAACAAAUUUGAAGAUGAAGGCGAUCAGGCUCUUCAAGAAACGAUCGACAAAUUUGAAGAUGACGGUGAUCAGUGUCCGCAAGAAUCGAUCAGGAUCAAGAAGCGAGCCCCAUGGUGCCAUGAUGAUGAUGAGGGCGGGUGUGUUCAGGAGAAAAAGAAGCGAAGGAUGAAGAAGAUAAUGGAUAAGGCAAGGUUUCCGUCUCCCCAUGCAACACCAGAGCUCCCUGUCAUUCUCAGGAAUCAGAUCAAGGCUUUGGGGGGUUCUGAUGUCAUGUUUGUAAUCGAGAAACCUCUUUUCAAGAUUGAUGUGAGUACCGGUCACAACCGUCUGUCCAUACCCGUAAACCAGAUCCAAAAAAGUUUCCUCACACCUGAAGAGAGUGAGAGGUUGAACUCAGGAAGAAACGGAAAAAAAUGUGCAGAUAUGGAAGUGAUGUUGAUUGAGCCCUCCCUUCAUCGGGAAACCAUCAGCUUGAGGAAGUGGGACAUGAAGAAAGCUUCCGAAAAUUCUAGCUCAAUGUAUGUGUUGGUGACUAAUUGGAAUUCGGUUGUAUGGAGGAAUAGCAUGAGUGAAGAUGAAACGGUGCAGCUCUGGUAUUUUCGAAUCAAGUCCAAGUUGGGUUUCACUCUUGUAAAGAGAAGACUACAAGAUGAUCCUAGGAAUCGUUCAUUAAGGGGCAUCCUGGAUAGUUGA
Vitis vinifera (wine grape) is the source of this 750-nucleotide messenger RNA. Its product is annotated as putative B3 domain-containing protein At3g24850. The transcript has a single exon. Gene Ontology annotation, molecular function: DNA binding. Lineage: Eukaryota; Viridiplantae; Streptophyta; Magnoliopsida; Vitales; Vitaceae. The record is from RefSeq and is a predicted model, not a curated record. Bases 1 to 750 code for a protein of 249 amino acids.